GCUCAACAGUCGCACCUUUUGAAUCGCUAAUAAUGGCUCAAUGGGUGCAGUCAUCUAUUAAUUCUCUUAUACCCCAUGACGCCUUUAAUGUUGGGCAAGAUGCUGAUGGAGCAGAAAUGUAUGUGGGUCGUACUAUUUUUGAGAGUGAAAUAUUGCCAGUAAAGAUUGUUCCCAGAAGACGGGAGGCCUAUGUAACUUCGGGAGGAGGUGAAUAUCUCGCUCGGCGAUUUGACGUGUUGGUUGGUAAAAACUACGAUUGGGCUGCAGGCGCUGAUGGGCUAGUUCCACAAAAUGCAAUUUACACUGGCAGAGAUAAUACAGGGCAACUUAUUUAUAUUGGCCGUGCUGUCUAUAAAAAUACGGUGACUGUGGGAAAAGUUCAACCAUCACGUGGCUGCCUAAUUUUAGGAUAUAACGGUGAUGAGAUCGAGAUUAACGCGUAUGAGGUGCUGGUGAGCACUUAAAAUGAGACAAUCUUUUUGUUAAUCACUUUAAUUAUGUACUUUAAUUUCAUGCAAAUUCAUACAUUAAUUUAAAUAAAAUGCAUAACAUUUAAAA
Messenger RNA from Drosophila willistoni, 558 nucleotides. RefSeq names its product natterin-3. The transcript has 2 exons. Bases 33 to 464 code for a protein of 143 amino acids. Lineage: Eukaryota; Metazoa; Arthropoda; Insecta; Diptera; Drosophilidae. The record is from RefSeq and is a predicted model, not a curated record.